Molecule: messenger RNA, 1419 nt
Organism: Micromonas commoda
Lineage: Eukaryota; Viridiplantae; Chlorophyta; Mamiellophyceae; Mamiellales; Mamiellaceae
Product: major facilitator superfamily
Exons: 2
Coding region: 1-1419 (472 amino acids)
Biological process (GO): transmembrane transport
Molecular function (GO): transmembrane transporter activity
Source: RefSeq, a predicted model, not a curated record
AUGGACCAGAAAGCGAGGGACACGAGGCGCAAUCGGCUCUACGGGCUCGCGUUCACGCUCACGUGCUUCGUCGCCGGCACCGUGUACGGAUGGCCCGCGCUCCGUCGCGACCUCAUCAAGGAGGGCGGCCUGACCGAAAAACAGCUCGGCGCGGUGUUCACGUGCGGCGCUUGGAGCGUCCAGGGCGGCCGCUUCGCCGCGGGCCUCAUCCGAGACGCGCUCGGCACCAAGCGCACCGCGUGCGGCUGCCUCCUCUGCGUCCUCCUCGGCGCCGUCCUCGUCGCGACGGUCGCCUCCGAUAACUUCGCGGGCCUCGCGCUCGGCAUGCUCUUCCUCGGCCUCGGAAGCGGCGCCCAGCUGUGCAUCCAGCCCGUCACCGGGCUCUUCCCCGAGAACGCCUCUGCCGCGAUGGCCACGCUCUCCGGAGCCUUCCAGAUCUCCGGGCUGGUGUUCCUCGUGUGCAGCGGGAUCGCGCGCGCCGGAGCCGACAGGCUCGGGGCGUACCUCGCGUUCGCGGCGUGCGUGUGCGUCCUGUUGGCGCUCUCGUGGGUGUACCUUCCUUACGGGUUCAAGUUCACGAUUGACGACGAAUCCCGGGACGAACGGAGGGACGAGUCGAAAGGCGCGACGAAGAGCGCGACCGUCGACCGGGACGAGGAAGCGGCCGUCUCCGACGCCGCGGUGGUCUUAAAGGAAACAAGCGGCGAAACCAGCGACGGGAAGGAGGGCGAGGGGGACGACGGAAAGGUUCAAACAUCGAUGGCCGCGGUGGCCGUCGCGCCUCGCAAGCCGCCGCCGCCGCUGUCGCACCUCACCCGCAGAGGCCAGCUCCUCUCCGACGAGUACAUCGCGCUGCUCGCGUGGUUCUCCGUGUGCGUCACCCCGGCGCAGUACUACGUGCUGAGCAUCGGGUGGCAGCUCGAGCGAAAGGGAGACGACGCCGGCGAUUACACGAGGGCCUUCGUGAUAUUGUACGCCGCAUCCGCCGCGUUGGCUCCCAUCGGCGGGGCGGUGGCGGACAAAUACGGGGUGGGCUUCGCGCAGGGGCUCGCCACGGCGCUGACCGGGUCGUCGUUCGUGGUGUUGCUGUCCGAUUCGCUGCCGGCGCAGAUCGCGGGCAUGACGCUGUACAGCGUCGGGCGGCUCUUCGUCUUCGCGCUCUUCUUCAGCAACAUCGGGAGGAGGUUCGGGUUUGCGCACUACGGGACUCUCGUCGGAUUCGGGAUGUUGACGUCGGCGGUGCUGUCCAUGCUGCAGUACCCGAUGUUCACGCUGGCCAUCGACGAGAGCGUGGACUGGGUGAACGCGUCGUGCGCGGUGGCAAUCGCCGGGUGCCUGCCGUACACCGCGUGGUUGUCCAGGAGGGAGCGAGGAGAGAAGAGGCGGUUUGCGGGGAUGACGGCGAACGAAGAGGCGUAG